Molecule: messenger RNA, 1458 nt
Organism: Spinacia oleracea (spinach)
Lineage: Eukaryota; Viridiplantae; Streptophyta; Magnoliopsida; Caryophyllales; Amaranthaceae
Exons: 3
Coding region: 199-1293 (364 amino acids)
Cellular component (GO): endoplasmic reticulum
Source: RefSeq, a predicted model, not a curated record
AUUUGCGGGGCUUACAACUUAAUGUCCUAUUGUACGGCCCAUAAUGCAAGGUCCAACCCAUACAGAUUAUUGAGCGCUAGACUCGACCGUUGGAGAUUCAAAUUCGAAUAACCUUUUUUUUAAAAAACAAUCCCCAACUCUCAACAUCAAAAUCAAAAAACAUCCAAACUCUACAAUCCCUAACAAUCCCAAGCCGCCAUGAAAACUGUGCAUCUCACUCCACAAUCCCUUAAACAAAUCAAACCCGUCACUAUGGAAGAAGACAAUCGAUCUGACAUCCGAGAGGAAAGAGAAAGCAAUUACUUCCCAGGCUGCCGCAAGGAUGCAAACUGUAAUUGCAAAAUGUGUUUGGAGAGUAUUACCGCAACCUUAGAUCUUAUGUCUAUGAGUGUUCAAAGGAGCUCCCUUACUAAGCUUUCCGCAUCGAAGCCAGAAGUCGAUAUAACCCCUGUUUCAAUUGAUCCGCUUUUAUCUACCCCUGUAUCGAAAACCCCUCCAGUUGUCGAGGUUGCUUCCUCUAAGACCGCUCUUCGAUCGACAGCGAAGACAGUUAAUCCCAAGAAUAUUGAGGUGAAGAAGAUGAAAUUAGGGUUUAAGUGGAAGUAUUGGAGGUGGGUUUUGUUGUUAGGGUUGAUUCUUGGGUUGGAAUUUGGGUUUUCUUUGGGGGUUGCUCGGGUUUUACGGCCCAGAUUAUCAGGGGAGAUAUUGAGUAAUGUUGUUGAAGAAUCAGCAGAUGUUCAGAAUUUGAAUGAAAGAUUGAUUUUGAUCCAGAAGAAUCUGAAUACUUAUGUUGAUGGUAUAUUAUCAAGCUGCAAUUUUGGUGAUUCUAAAUGGGAAAUUAAUCAGGAUGGUUUGAUCUUAAACUCAUACUGCACAUUGUACAAAUCGGCAGCAGAAGAAGUGAUCAUAUGGGGGUGGCCUCUGCAGACUGCUGGCCUCUUAACAGCCGAAUUUUCAUCGCGAUCAUUCAAUGUAUUGUCUGGCAAACUCAGAGAGUGGCCUGAAGGCAAAAUGAUGAAUGUUGUUCGAGAGGCAAACACGACAUGGAUUCUAAGAAAAUGGAGUGCUUCUGCUGUGCAGCUUGAACCAAACACUUGGAUCAUUGAGUACAAAAGAAAUUAUCUUUUGGAGAAUCCGAGUAUUUUGGUGGCUACUGUUGAGUUAAUCGAGUUCACGAUUUUGAAACUGAUGCUAAGAAUGAAACAACAGUUUAGGCUUUUGCUCGCUGACUUCAGAUACUACUACACAGCUGCUUCAACAUCAGAAGUGGCUGGUGUUAGCAUCCCAACUUGAAUGAAUAUGUAACAUCCUUGUCAACUUUUGAAGCUUAUUAGAGUGUAAAUCUCUCAUGUUCUAUAGGAAUAUUAUCAAGUAGGAAAUUGUUGAAUGUUGAUAACUCUUCAACUGUAUAUACUUGAAAUUUUCUUGAUUAGCUGCUUGUAUCAAGUUUUGGUUGAA